This is a messenger RNA of Vicia villosa (hairy vetch), 889 nucleotides long. Its product is annotated as succinate dehydrogenase subunit 6, mitochondrial-like. The record is from RefSeq and is a predicted model, not a curated record. The transcript has 4 exons. The coding region runs from base 190 to 630 and encodes 146 amino acids. NCBI's taxonomy places the organism in Eukaryota, Viridiplantae, Streptophyta, Magnoliopsida, Fabales, Fabaceae.
AUCAAUUUUUUAAUCAAAUUUUAUUUGUGUUUGAGAUAGGAACCGAAGGAGACCGAAACAAAAAGCAUCAAUUUUCAUUUGGCAAACCUAAACACCAAAACACUAAUUUCAGAAAACUAUUCUGCUCGUCUUCUUCGUCAGUUUACUCUUCUCACUGAGUGAAACAAUUGAAGGGGAAAAACGGUGGUGAUGGCUGGUAACUCGCAAGAUUCAUCACCUCAGUCUUUCUGGGAAGGCUACAAAGAGUUUUGGGGGGAGAGGUUUUCGUUUAUGAGCAAUUAUUCCAACUUCAUCAAGCGUGAUAAACCUCUUACCUCAUGGUCUGACUCUGAUGUUGAGGAAUUCAUCGCUUCUGAUCCUCUUCAUGGACCUGUGCUGAAAACUGCUAGAGAAGCAGUGCAAUAUGGCCUCACAGGAAGUGCUUUGGGAGCAUUAUUCACUGCAGGUUUUGCCUGGAAAUAUUCGAGGAGUUUACAUGGUGCUGGUCUGUCCUUACUAGCUGGAGGUAUAUUUGGAUGGACAUUUGGGCAUGAAAUCGCAAACCAUUCACUUCAACUUUACAAGGUGGACACAUUAGCUUCUGAGGCUAAGUUUCUGGAGUGGUGGAAAAGGAAGACUGAAGGGUAUUGAAGUUGCUGGUAUCUGGAAGUUAAUGCUGCAUUUGUUACCGUUUCUGAAAAAUUAAUAAUGUUUUUGCUGUUGCCAGUGCAAUUUUAUUAGCUGAAUAAGUAAUACUUUGUUGUGACAUAAGUCGAAAUUUAUAACUAAUCAUGCGGAUUGCAAAUCAAACUGUGACUGCCAUUUUUUCUCCCGGUGGCAUGAUGGUCUGUAUUGUUCUAAAAAUAAUUUUGGAACCAAUAUAAAGUUCUGCUGUUAUUGAUGGACCUUA